This is a messenger RNA of Cyanistes caeruleus (blue tit), 2547 nucleotides long. Its product is annotated as vasoactive intestinal polypeptide receptor 1-like. Gene Ontology annotation, biological process: adenylate cyclase-modulating G protein-coupled receptor signaling pathway; cell surface receptor signaling pathway. The record is from RefSeq and is a predicted model, not a curated record. Lineage: Eukaryota; Metazoa; Chordata; Aves; Passeriformes; Paridae. Gene Ontology annotation, cellular component: plasma membrane. Gene Ontology annotation, molecular function: G protein-coupled peptide receptor activity; peptide hormone binding.
CUGAGGAGUGGCUGCCUGGCCAGGGUAGGGCAGGGCAGGGCUCAGCCAAGGGAUGCUCCAACAUCCACACUUCCUUCUGUUGGGAAGUUCAUGGAUCCACCCUCAUCCCUCUGUUUCUCCACAGACAUCUCUGGCCCCUCACCUAAAACAAUCAGCAAUCCAAGCCCAGCUCUUGCCCCAGAUCCCUGUCCCAGACAGCCCAGAUGCUGCAGGAAUGCUUGGGAACGGGCAGGGGUGCAUGGGAAUGGACAGGCAAAGUUCCUGGCCUGCUCUCAGUUCAGCCUCAGUCUCCCAGUUCUCCAGUGGGGAGCCAAGGAGGCAAAUCCCAAAGCAGGGAUUCCCAGACAAUCCAAUCCCUGCACACUGAGCCACCACAUCUCUCGCAUUUUUGGGAUCUGGACAUUCUCCCUGGUGUUCCAUCACCUCUGCAGGCCAAGCCCAGAGCUGGGAAUGUGGGAGAUGUCCGUGCCCCUGGCAGGGGCGAACGGGAUGGGCUUUGUGGUCCCUUCCAAGCCAACUCCAUGAUUCCAUUUCCACAAUUCCAUGAACCUGAUUCCACAGUUCCAUGAUUCUCCUGCCUGCCCUUUUCCCUUCUCCCAAGGUGCGAGGGACUCAUCCCGACUGCUCCGUCGUCCUCCACUUCCAGAAGCAAGAAGCGGAAUGUCUGGAGAGGAUCUGGAGCGAGAGCCAAACCCCAGUACUCCCUGGGCAGGAAGAUGAGGGCUGCCCGACGGAGUGGGACGGGGUGAGCUGCUGGCCCGCCCUGCCCCUCGGCCAGUCCCGAGCUGUCGCCUGUCCCGACAUCCUGAACGUCUUCAAGAAGUCCGAAGGGUGGAUCCAUAGGAAUUGCACCAAGUGGGGCUGGAGCCUCCCCAGCCCCCCCUACCACAGCGCCUGCCAGCUGGAGCCCCUCGGCAGCAGCAACGACACCGAGGCCAAGAGAGGCCAUUUUGUCACCAUGAAGGUGCUCUACACCUGCGGCUACUCCACGUCGCUGGCAGCGCUGCUCCUGGCCAUCGGCAUCUUCUCCUGCUUCAGGAAGCUGCAUUGCACCAGGAAUUCCAUCCACAUCCACUUCUUCACCUCCUUCAUCCUGCGGGGCACCGCCGUGUUCAUCAAGGACAGCGUCCUCUUCUCGGACGAGUCCAUCGACCACUGCACAAUGUCCACGGUGACCUGCAAAGCAGCCAUCGCCUUCUUCCAGUACUCAGUGCUGGCCAACUUCUACUGGCUGCUGGUGGAGGGGCUGUACCUGCAGACGCUGCUGCUGCUCACCUUCACCUGCGACAGGAGCUACACCUGGGGCUACAUCCUCAUCGGCUGGGGUGUCCCCAUGGUCACAGUUGGGGUGUGGGUGCUCACCAGGCUCCAGUACGACAACCAUGGGUGCUGGGAUGACUACUCCAGCCCGUACUGGUGGGUGAUCAAGGCUCCCAUCCUCCUGGCCAUAUUUGUGAACUUCCUCAUCUUCCUCAACGUCACCAGGAUGUUGGCACAGAAGAUUCGGUGCCCAGACCUCAGCAGAACCCACAAGCAGCAGUACAUGAGGUUGACCAAGUCCACGCUGCUCCUCAUCCCCCUCUUCGGGGUGCACUACGUGGUGUUCGCGCUCUUCCCCGAGCACGUGGGCGUGGAUGCCCGGCUCUACUUCGAGCUGGUGCUCGGCUCCUACCAGGGCUUCCUGGUGGCUCUGCUCUACUGUUUCCUCAACGGGGAGGUCCAGGCUGAGAUCAGGAGGAACUGGGGCAAGUGGCAAAGGUCCAUGGAGAGCAACGUCUUCAACCUGGCCACCCAGGACUUCACAGCAUGACCAGGCCAGGGCUCCAGGGAAGAGCUGCUGGAGCAGCAGCUCCAUGGCUGCGGUCCCAGAAAGACCCAGCCCCCCUGAUUUUGGAGGUUCUGGGUCUAACACCCUCAGAGGGUGGUGGGAACAACCAUGGGAGCGGCUCUGCCUGCUCAGUGCUGGUGGAUCUUGCACCUGUGGUGGCACCUCACCCCUUGGAGCUCUCACUGCUUUGGGGCAGAGUUUCAGGCAGAGGGAAGGGAAGUUCUCCACUUUUCUGCCUGAAACUGGGAAGGAAAUACAAAAAUCCUUUGCCAAAGGACAGCUGGUGGUUAUUGUUUGCACUGGGAAGAAAAUGAGCAGCCCCGAUACUGAAGGGAUUCACUGAUGGAUAUUUUCCCCCUUCCUUGCUUUACAAAAUUUCCCUUCUGGGGAACACAGCCAGGAGCCACCCUGGGGAUAGGGGAAGGAUACAGAGAGAGGAAAAUCCCCACAGCUCUACAAGAGACCCCCAACAGCCUCAGGACCCAGUUCCCCAAUUCCCAAAAUGCUUCCCUUUCUCCCAUGUCAGUUGAUUGAACUGGAGAUGUUUCCUUGCCAGGAGAGCUCUCCCAGUCCUUUGCACUGAGGAGCUUUCCUCGGGUUCAUCUUCCAGGGAUAAGAAGGGUUUUGCCAAUAAAAUCCAUUCUCAAGUCCAGCCUUGCUUUUCAGAGGGUUGUUUUGCUCCACAAACCUGGAGAAUUUGGGACUGGGGUGCUGCAGGA